AAGUACCGCCUUUUGAGUUCAGACAACACCGAAGAGAUGAAUGUGUAGCAGAUCAUGUCUCGGCCAUUGACCUCUCUUACUCCAACUUUUCACUUCCGAUUGCCGUUGGCAUUGGUCUUGUGCGUCUUCUGGUUCGAUCUCUGAUCUCUCUCGGUGGUACUUCGUACGGUUUAUCGGUCUAUCGCGACAUCGCAAAUAGGUAGACACGGCGCAACCCCUGAGUUGCGCAUGGCACAGUAGUGCUGAUCGAAUCCCCCGCCACGACGGGACCGCCAGUCGCAAUCUGCAUCAAUUCGACGUGUCAUACUCUUGAAUUCCGGCGCAAUACCAAGGUAUACAUAUUUCGGCCAUAUAUCCUUUUAUUAUCGGCCAAGGAGCUCCGGCUGUGAGGAUCUGCGCUUGAUCACUGCCCCGAGCAGUCCCACCGCGGCGGUCCUGUCAACCGCGCGACGAUCAUACCAGACCCGAGUCGUUGGUUACUAAUGGCAUCUACUCAAAUGGCGUUCCCCUACCUGUCUCGAACAAAUACUAGCCAAUCCCUUUCUAAUGGCGCCACCGGUAACCACCGCGCAUCUCUCACAUCCUUCUUAUCUUCGCGAUCCCCCUCGCAGAUGUCUCAUAAUUCGCGACCUCCACGAUCUCCACAGCCUCCCAUCAUGAACAACGAUCGUACGUCGGAUCCUAGUUCGAAGUCCAAGACUUCUUCGCUGGCAAGUCAAACCGCCGCGUCUUCUUCGCAACACUCUUCUCUCGAGGCUCCAAAGCGACAUAAUCCUAAUGGCCAAUCUCCGAGAAAAUUACGUUCGCAAUAUCCCCGCGACUCAGAAAACCAUGUCGAGUAUAUCCUAGUCGCCUCUUUCGAUAUCGACCGAGGCCCUGUCAUGGAACAUCAAUUUCCAGUCGCAAUCACCGGGGAUGAGCAUAUGUUAGCUGAACUUAUGUUGCCGGAUCAAGUUCAUUCGCGCAAUCAAGAUUGGACCAUCUUCUUUCUGCAUAAGGACACAAGCCAAGAGGAGGAUGAAGAAUUGCAAAAAGAGAAAGAAGAAAGACGAAAGCGCAGGAAGCGAAGAAGGGACAGGGCUGCUGGGAUAAUCAACGAAGACGACGAGACAAUUGACGAGGGUGAAGACGAAGAAGAGGACGAUGAUGAUUGGGAUGACGACUCUUCAACAGAUUCAGAACCUGAAGGAGGAGAAGGUCCCCCGCUAAUAUACGUACUAAAUUUGGUUUAUACAAGACACGAUAAAUCAGUGAAAAGAGGCGCUAUAGUCAAAGCAAUGGCUAUAUGUACAAGACAUCCCUUUUUACAUAUCUAUAAGCCUCUCCUAUUACUUGCCCUCGAGGAAUACUACAAGUCUCCUGUCCCAGAAACAUUAUCUAUGCUUUAUGAGGCUGUCAAUAACAUGGACCUAUCUUUAAUGCCAAAGCUCAGCUUGCUUGAGAGACAUCUCUUACAAGCUAGUAACAAUCAGGACCUGUUCGUCGAAAAAUUCGAACGGAUGAUACAGAGGCGAAUAACCGAGGACAAGAGUGAAGGGCUUGGCGAGCCAUUCGACGCAAGCAGAAGUCCUCCUAAAUUACAAGGCAUUUCUCGAGGAGGGACGAAGGCUCAUCUCGAAGGACAAUCUGCUUACUCGGUCCCGCGAGAUACGCACGAAUUCGAGAGCAAAGUCAUGUACAAGGGUAUACCGAUCCCCGUUAAGAUUCCGACAGCAAUUAUGCCGGAAACAGUUGGGGAUUUCUCUCUUAUCAAACUAAUCCAGACAUUUUCGGAGCCGCAUGCAAAGUCGGUUCAACAGUUUUCGAUACAUACGCACCUAACUACGAACGGGCCAGGAACCCAUCCUAUAAUAGUACUUGCUAAUGCUCUUCUAACCCAGAAGAGGGUAAUUUUCCUUGGGCAUACUAUGCCAUCAGGCGAAGUUGCGGAAGCCGUGUUAGCAGCGUGUGCUCUGGCCUCUGGUGGUGUGCUACGGGGAUUCUCUAGGCAUGCAUUCCCAUACACGGAUCUUACCAAGGUCGACGAUCUUCUAAAAGUUCCAGGCUUCAUCGCCGGAGUUACGAACCCAACAUUUGAACUACACCCUGAGUGGUGGGAUUUACUAUGCGACCUCCAGACAGGACGAAUGAAGAUCAGCGAGAAGAUCGAGCCCGCGCCAAUUACGGAGGGACUUGUAUACUUCCAGCAGCAGAACCCGUCAUUUGCGAACACACUUAGCGGCUCAUCUAAUGGGAACGUGGACUAUACGGGUGAUGUCGUGUUCAUGAAUGAUAUUCUUAAAAGUAUAACAGCGAGGCGUGGAGAACGAGUCAUUAGAGCGAAGUGGCGAGACUGGGUCGUGAGGUUCACCCGCAUAGCCGCCGCAUUCGAGGAGACGGUGUAUGGAGCUAGUGCCUUAUACAUCGGAAAUGACGAGUUUGAAACACUCACGGGCGGGCAUGGAUAUGUGUGGGCGGACGAGAACGCCAAGCAAAAGGAGCUUGCUGGCAAUGUUUGUCGGAUUGAAGGCUGGAGAAAUACUAGAAGCUAUUACAGCUACAUUCAGGACCUGGCCCAAUUAUACACCAUCCGACCCUUAAAGGGAUUAGACUUGCAUCACAUGCAUGACCGCCUUCGGUCGCAACGUCUAAAUCCGGUACAAAGUCGGGAGAUCUAUUUAGCAUUCUCCAAAUACGUCCAUUCGUACGACGAGAUAUGCUUGCUAUUGUCUGUAGCACCCGAGUCCCACGCGGGGCUUUUCUACAUAGCGCUUGGGCUGUUCCACAAGGACCGCGACGUUCGGAUAAAAACAUCAGAACUCGUCGAGCGCAUUAGCGAUCACGAAGCCGGUCAACAUUGGUGGAAGGGGAUGAGCCGUUUCGAGAAACUUGCCUUCCACCGGAUACGGCGAGAGGUAGAUGCCGAAACGAAGAGCAAGCUCGAGAAGGAGGGCUUCACAGCCGAAGUGGAAAAGAGGAUAAGCUAGAAGACGCAGACGAAGACGAAGAUAACGAUGAAGAGCAGGAAGGUCCAGACCUAAGGGCGAGGCCCGGGGGGAGGUUGAUGUCCUUUGUUUUCUGAAGAUAUCCGUGACUUCGAAUGUUGAUAUAUACCACG
This is a messenger RNA of Annulohypoxylon maeteangense, 3097 nucleotides long. RefSeq names its product spindle pole body interacting protein. Gene Ontology annotation, cellular component: plasma membrane. Gene Ontology annotation, biological process: actin cortical patch localization. Lineage: Eukaryota; Fungi; Ascomycota; Sordariomycetes; Xylariales; Hypoxylaceae. The transcript has 3 exons. The record is from RefSeq and is a predicted model, not a curated record. The coding region runs from base 483 to 2966 and encodes 827 amino acids.